This is a messenger RNA of Nycticebus coucang (slow loris), 6928 nucleotides long. RefSeq names its product BRD4 interacting chromatin remodeling complex associated protein (gene BICRA). Bases 566 to 5263 code for a protein of 1565 amino acids. Gene Ontology annotation, cellular component: SWI/SNF complex. Gene Ontology annotation, biological process: positive regulation of DNA-templated transcription. The record is from RefSeq and is a predicted model, not a curated record. The transcript is spliced from 15 exons. NCBI's taxonomy places the organism in Eukaryota, Metazoa, Chordata, Mammalia, Primates, Lorisidae.
CAUAAGCCCCCUCAUACCUGACCAAUAGUGAAUUUAAAUAAAAUUGUUUUAUUAUAGAAAAUUUCAAAUGUACAAUAAGUAGAAUAAUAAAACACGUGUGCCCGCAGCCCCACUAGGAACCAACCCCACCACUGUUCAUUUUCUCCCCACUCUUGCAGACCCAUGCUGUCCAGUGGAACUACCUAUCCUGAUAGAAAUGUUCCAAAUCAGGCCAGGUGUGGCGGCUCAUGCCUGUAAUCCUAGCACUCUGGGAAGCUGAGAGGCGUGGAUUGCCUGGGCUCACAGGUUCGAGACCAGCUUGAGCAAGAGCGAGACCCCGUCUCUAAAAAUAGCCAGGCAUUGGGUCAGGUGCCUGUAGUCCCAGCUACUUGGAAGCCUGAGGCAAGAGAAUGGCUUGAGCCCAGGUGUUUGAAGUUGCUGUAAGCUGUGACGCCAUGGUACUCUACUGAGGGUGACAAGCUGGCCCCCGAAAGGACCCUCUUCAAGUCCCCAGCUGGGGGCCCCGCAUAGACCUGGAGUGGACAGCCCCUCCUUCCCUUCAUGAUUCGUUUGUAGCGCAGUGGCGAUGGAUGAUGAGGAUGGGAGAUGCUUACUAGACGUGAUUUGUGACCCUCAGGCCCUCAAUGACUUCCUGCAUGGAUCUGAGAAGCUCGACAGUGAUGACCUCCUGGAUAAUCCUGGGGAGGCCCAAAGUGCCUUCUAUGAAGGUCCUGGGCUCCAUGUACAAGAAGCUUCUGGCAACCACCUGAACCCAGAGCCCAGCCAGCCAGCCCCCAGCGUGGAUCUAGACUUUCUGGAAGAUGACAUCCUGGGCUCUCCUGCAACAGGGGGUGGAAGUGGGGGCAGCGGGGGAGCCGACCAGCCCUGUGACAUUCUACAACAAAGCCUCCAAGAGGCCAACAUCACCGAGCAGACGCUUGAGGCUGAGGCCGAGCUGGACCUGGGCCCCUUCCAGCUGCCCACAUUGCAGCCCGCAGAUGGCGGGGCAGGCCCAACAGGUGCUGGAGGAGCAGCCACCGUGGCCACAGGGCCUCAGGCCCUCUUCCCAGGCAGUACUGACCUCCUGGGGCUGCAGGCCCCACCCACUGUGCUGACCCACCAGGCCCUAGUGCCACCCCAGGAUGUGGUCAACAAGGCCCUGAGCGUCCAGCCCUUUCUGCAGCCUGUGGGCCUGGGCAAUGUGACCCUGCAGCCUAUCCCAGGCCUCCAAGGCCUGCCCAAUGGCAGCCCUGGGGGUGCCACUGCUGCUACGCUCGGCCUGGCGCCAAUCCAGGUGGUGGGCCAGCCUGUUAUGGCACUCAACACACCCACCUCCCAGCUCUUGGCCAAACAGGUACCUGUCAGUGGCUACCUGGCCUCGGCAGCUGGCCCCUCGGAGCCAGUGACCUUGGCGUCGGCUGGUGUCUCCCCACAGGGGGCUGGCCUGGUCAUCCAGAAGAACCUCUCAGCCGCUGUGGCCACCACGCUCAAUGGAAACUCUAUGUUCGGAGGAGCAGGGGCUGCCACAGCAGCAGCCACUGGAGCGCCCUCAGGACAGCCACUGGCGGUGGCCCCGGGCCUCGGCACAUCACCGCUGGUCCCUGCACCUAACGUGAUCCUUCAUCGUACCCCCACACCCAUCCAGCCCAAGCCCACCGGUGUGCUGCCCCCCAAGCUCUACCAGCUGACACCUAAGCCGUUCACCCCAACAGGUGCCACACUCACCAUCCAGGGUGAGCCCGGGGGCCUCCCGCAGCAGCCCAAGGCCCCCCAGAACCUGACUUUCAUGGCGGCGGGCAAAGCGGGCCAGAAUGUGGUGCUAUCGGGCUUCCCGGCACCUGCUCUGCAGGCAAAUGUCUUCAAGCAGCCUCCAGCCACCACAACAGGGGCUGUUCCACCUCAGCCCCCUGGAGCCCUGAGCAAGCCCAUGAGUGUCCACCUCCUUAAUCAAGGCAGCAGCAUCGUCAUCCCUGCCCAGCAUAUGCUGCCAGGCCAGAACCAGUUCCUGCUGCCAGGCACGCCUGCAGUUCAGCUCCCUCAGCCGCUCUCAGCCCUUCCUGCCAAUGUGGGUGGGCAGAUCCUGGCAGCUGCAGCCCCCCAUGCGGGUGGGCAGCUCAUUGCAAACCCCAUCCUCACCAACCAGAACCUGGCAGGCCCGCUGAGCCUGGGCCCCGUGCUGGCCCCCCACUCUGGGGCCCACAGCGCAGCCCACAUCCUCUCGGCCGCCCCCAUCCAGGUGGGACAGCCAGCACUCUUCCAGAUGCCCGUGUCGCUGGCCACGGGUAGCCUGCCCACACAGAGCCAACCGGCCCCUGCCGGCCCCACAGCCACUACCGUCCUCCAGGGGGUCACGCUGCCCCCUAGUGCUGUGGCUAUGCUCAACACCCCGGAUGGGCUGGUGCAGCCAGCCACCCCUGCCACUGCCACCACAGGGGAGGCUGCACCUGUCCUUACGGUGCAGCCCACCCCUCAGGUUCCCCCAGCAGUCAGUACACCACUACCCCUGGGCCUCCAACAGCCACAGGUGCAGCAGCCCCCUCAGGCCCCCACCCCACAGGCCACUGCCCCGCCCCAGGCCACCACCCCUCAGCCCAGCCCAGGCCUGGCAUCCAGCCCAGAGAAGAUUGUCCUGGGGCAGCCACCUUCUGCCACAGCCACGGCCAUCCUCACUCAGGACUCUCUGCAGAUGUUCCUGCCCCAGGAGAGGAGCCAGCAGCCCCUCUCCGCAGAGGGCCCCCACCUCUCCGUGCCCGCCUCGGUCAUAGUCAGCGCCCCGCCUCCUGCCCAAGACCCAGCCCUGGCCACCCCCGUCGCCAAAGGAGCUGGCCUCGACAGCCAGGCCUCCCCAGCUCCGGCCCCCCAGAUCCCGGCAGCAGCUCCACUGAAGGGUCCAGGCCCGUCCUCGUCCCCGUCACUACCUCACCAGGCCCCUCUGGGAGACAGCCCCCAUAUGCCCUCCCCACACCCUGCCAGGCCCCCUUCCCGCCCACCUUCCCGCCCCCACUCCCGCCCGCCCUCCCAACCCCAGAGUGUGUCCCGCCCACCCUCAGAGCCAGCCCUGCACCCUUGCCCUCCACCCCAGGCCACCCCUACUCUGCCUGGUAUCUUUGUCAUUCAGAACCAGCUGGGUGUCCCCACACCUGCCAGCACCCCAGCCCCCACCACACCAGGGCCACCCCAACCCCCUCUGCGCCCCCCAUCCCAGCCACCUGAGGCGCCGCUACCCCCAGCCCCCCACCUCCCUCAGACCUCUACCACCUCUGCUGUGGCCUCCUCCUCCGAGACGUCUACCAGGUUGUCAGCCCCUACACCGUCAGAUUUCCAACUCCAAUUCCCACCCAGCCAGGGGCCCCACAAGUCCCCCACACCCCCACCGACCCUUCACCUUGUCCCUGAGCCUGCAGUGCCCCCCCCACCGCCUCCUCGGACCUUCCAGAUGGUGACCACCCCCUUCCCAGCGCUGCCCCAACCGAAGGCUCUUCUCGAAAGAUUUCACCAGGUGCCGUCCGGAAUCAUUCUCCAGAACAAGGCUGGGGGGGGGCCCAGCACCCCACAGACCUCCGCCAAUCUGGGGCCCCUCGCCAGCCCCACUGCCUCUGUGCUGGUCAGCGGGCAGGCCCCCUCCGGGACCCCCACUGCCCCCAGCCAUGCCACUGCCCCGGCACCCAUGGCCACUGCAGGCCUCCCUCCUCUGCUUCCUGCUGAGAAUAAAGCUUUUGCCAGCAACCUCCCAACCCUGAGUAUGGCUAAGGCUGCUUCAUCCGGGCCAGGGAAGUCCUCCGGGCUGCAGUAUGAGAGCAAGUUGAGCAGCCUGAAGAAACCCCCCACGCUCCAGCCCAGCAAGGAAGCCAAUUUCCUGGAGCAUUUGCACAAACAUCAGGGCUCAGUCCUGCACCCUGACUACAAGACAGCCUUCCCCUCCUUCGAGGAUGCCCUGCAUCGCCUCCUGCCCUACCACGUCUACCAGGGUGCCCUCCCCUCCCCCAAUGACUACCACAAAGUGGAUGAGGAGUUUGAGACGGUCUCCAUGCAGCUGCUGAAACGCACCCAGGCCAUGCUCAAUAAAUACCGUCUCUUGCUCCUGGAGGAGUCCCGGAGGGUGAGCCCCUCGGCAGAGAUGGUAAUGAUCGACCGAAUGUUCAUUCAGGAGGAGAAGACCACCCUUGCCUUGGAUAAACAGCUGGCCAAGGAGAAGCCUGAUGAGUAUGUGUCUUCCUCACGCUCUCUGGGCCUCCCUGUGGCAGCCUCUUCCGAGGGCCAUCGGCUUCUAGGCCAUGGUCCCCCAUCGUCUUCAGCGCCCGGUGCCUCCACCCAGCCCCCUCCACACCUGCCCACCAAGCUUGUGAUCCGGCAUGGCGGGGCAGGCGGUUCCCCUUCGGUCACCUGGGCCCGGGCAUCGUCCUCCCUGUCCUCUUCAUCCUCCUCUGCCGCCUGGUCCCUGGACACCGACGAGGACGGGCCCAUGCCCUCCCGCAGCCGCCCACCCAUCAAGACCUACGAGGCCCGGAGCCGCAUCGGCCUCAAGCUCAAGAUCAAGCAGGAGGCCGGGCGCAGCAAGGUGGUGCAUAACACUGCGCUGGACCCGGUGCACCACCCACCCCCGGCCCUGCAGGCGGCUGAGCCCCAGCCCCGGCCCCCACCACCCCCACCCACAGGCCAGAUGAAUGGCACUGUGGACCAUCCACCGCCUGCCACCACUGACCGCAGGCCGUCUGCCCCGGCCCCCCACUGCCCCCGCCUGCCCCUGCGUAAGACAUACCGUGAGAACGUGGGGGCCCCAGGCAGCGGGGCCCUGGAAGGUGCAGGGAGCGGCAGAGCCCGGGCCGGCAGCCCAGCACCGCUGCCGACCAAAGUGGAUGAAGCCACCAGUGGGCUCAUCCGUGAGCUGGCCGCAGUGGAGGACGAGCUAUACCAGCGUGUGCUGAAGGGGGCUCCACCAGAGCCCACGGCCAGUGCCGGGCAGGGAGGGGGUAGCGGGGAUCCGGGCUGGGAGGCCCCCCCGUUGCCCCCAGCCAAACGGCGGAAGUCUGAAUCGCCCGACGUGGACCAGGCCAGCUUCUCUAGUGACAGCCCGCAGGACGACACGCUCACGGAACACCUCCAGAGUGCCAUCGACAGCAUCCUGAACCUCCAGCAGGCCCCUGGGCGGACACCCGCACCCCCGUAUCCCCAUGGCACCCCGGCAGCAGUCGCACCCACCUCCCCAUCGCCCCUGCACAGGCCCGAGGCCUACCCGCCCUCCAGUCACAACGGCGGCCUUGGCGCCAGGACGUUGAACAGAUAACACCCGGCUGGACUUCCCUUCCCCAUCACUUGCUCUGCACGGACGCCAGGGGCAGCUGGGCAUCUGACCUCAGCCUCCUGGGGACACGAGCCGGGGAUCCCCUGACAGUUUUUCUUGCCUAAGUUAUUUGAGUCACAAAGGCCUCUUUCCAUGCCUCCUGCUUCAGCUGGGUUGUUGGGGGCUGGGGAUGGUGGGUCGGAUUUAGGGGAGGGGCUGUCAUGUAAACUGUACCCUUUGCCAAAUGAGGGACAAUCUGGUGUGUCAGUUCCUGUUUCUUCCCACCUCCAGGCACACUCCACCACUCUGUCCCGGGGACACGUGUUUGUUUGCCAGGGGUGGGGGCACCUAGUGGCUCUCACUGCUCCAGGUAAUGGUCUUGUCCGUGUUGCUCCUGGGUCACAUUGGAAGGGCACUUGGAGCUGCCAGGUCCUUCCACACAGGCUCAGCCUCUUCCCACUGCCCCCACGGGCUAUUAAAGGAAAUCAGAGAGGGGGUGGUGGGCUAUAAAAGGAAACCAGAGAAGGGAUGGUAGGAGCCAACUUCUUGGAGCACUGUGCCCUGGGGCACCUGUGUCGUUUUCAUGGGUGCACAUCCAGCUGCCUGACUUAUGUCUCCAUACACUGUGCUCGAGUGAGUGAGAGAGAGAGAGAUUUCCUAAGCUCCUACCCCUCUACUUUGAAAUCUGAGCAAAACAAGAAACCAGGUCCCCUCCCCAGCCAGUCUUCCCUGUGUUCUUCCUGCCUCCAGCCUCCUGCGCCACAUUUUGAAAUCUUGGAGACAAAACUAGUACUGUAAGAUAAAUUUUUUUGUACUGUAUUUAUUGUGUAUAACAAUUUUUUUAAAGGAGAAUUCUGUACAUUUAGAACUCUUGUAAAUUAAAAAUGGAUCCUUUUUUUAAAACUGUACUCAUGCCCCCUUGGCCCCAUUGCUUUUGAGUAUUUCAGGGUUGGUGUUUGGGCUCUAUUACUCUCUCCUAGGGCUUCUAGAACUAAGUGCCACAAAUGGGGGAAGAGGAGGGUGCUUAAGACAACAGACAUUUAUUCUCUCCCAAUCCUGAAGCAUAGAAACAGCUUGGUGGUAGGGCCACACCCCAGGUGAGGAUUUUCCCUAGCUUGUCUCGGUUUCUGGUAGCCCCGAGUGUACCUGACUGUGGCUGCAUCUGGCCAUUUCCCCUCUGUCUCUUCUAAGAACACCAGCCAUAUUGGGUCACAGCCUACUCUACUCCAGCAUGACUUUGUUCUGACUUGGUUACAUCUGCAGAGACCUUAUUUCCAAAUGAGGUCACAUUCACAGGUACUAGGGGUUAGGACAUGAACAUACCUUUCUUGAGGACACAAUUGAUGAUACUAAGGGGGUGGAUAAGGUAGCUGCUAAUCCCUGGGACACCAUCAUUUGAAAUAUCACCCCUUUCUCCUGGGCGGAGAAUUUGGAGAGCAGAGCCUGAGCUGGGUUUACUCAUCUCUCUUCCCUUCAGUUAGCACCUUGUGCAGUGAACAACCUGCACAACUGCACACUAUGGCCUUCAGAAUCAGAUGGGAGGGGAAGGUAUCUUUGAAAAGGUGACAUUCGAGGGUGGCGCCUGUGGCUCAGUGAGUAGGGCGCCGGCCCCAUAUACCGAGGGUAGAGGGUUCAAACCCGGCCUCGGCCAAACUGCAACCAAAAAAA